UUCAGGCAAGAAAAAAGCUGGUGUGCGGCUCAGCCUCGCCGGUUUGGAACGAGGAAUUCGUCGUAGAGCUGGAAGGGUCUCAAAAUCUAAGGGUGCUUUUGUACGAGGAGACCGGACCGAGGGCCGUGCUGAGAGGAAGGGCCACUCAGAUGCUGAGCCACUCUUGGCUCGGAAGGCAGUCCAGUCUGCGCACCGUGUCAAUGCAGAACUACGAACUCGACCUUAUGGUGCGGUUUGUGCCGAGCGAGGAAACUUUGCGUCGCGUCCCGACGGCAAAGGUCUCUGGCCUUUUUGGAGCCAAAAUUCAACAAGUCUGCAAGAGACAAAAACGUCCGGUGCCAUUCAUAAUCACGAUCUGUGUUCGCGAGGUUGAGCGUCGAGGAAUGGACGAAGUUGGGAUCUACAGGGUGUCCGGCUCAGCGUCGGACCUGAACAAGCUGAAGAAGUCUUUUGAGACAAACUCGUACGAAGCGGAGCAGCUGUUGAAAGAAGUGGACAUUCACUCGGUGACGGGCAUCCUGAAGCUUUACCUGAGGGAGCUGCCUGAGGCGCUGUUCACGGACGCCCUUUAUCCCAAAUUGUUUGAAAUCAUCAACAGUUCGGAGAUGGACGCGUCGUCCAAGCGGCAAAAUCUGAUCACCAUGUUCCGGCAGCUCUCCUCGCAGAAUCAGCAAAUCGUUCUUUUCCUCCUGGCGCACAUGUCCAAGGUGAACCAGCAGGAGCACGUGAACAAGAUGUCGUUGCACUACUUGGCGACGGUGUUCGGGCCGACGCUGCCGCGGCCGUGCUCCAACUCGAACCAGCAGCACCGCGACCCGCUGGCCGCGGGCACGGUGGACGUAAUGACGCUGGCUGGAAUCCUCUACCAAUAUUUGCAGUGCUUCGUCAGCGGCGAGCUGCGCACCCUGAUGCCGCCGCCGCCCGGCCUGCCCUCCCAGCGCAGCUAACCCUACAAACGGAAGAGACGAAACAAUAUUCCUCACAGGGAUCAAGACACGUAACAAACGCCAAGCACGCCAAAUGCCUUGUUUUUGCUACUUUCCAGAAGUCCUUGGCGCCGAAAACACAGACAGACACACAUUCUUAUUUUAUUUUUAUAUAUUUAAUAGAUUAAACAGACUCUGGUCGCGUCGCCGAUCGUAGUUUUUCAUAGGGCAGCCAUCCAACGAGUAUAUGCAUAGGCCAUAUUUUU
Molecule: messenger RNA, 1192 nt
Organism: Cloeon dipterum
Lineage: Eukaryota; Metazoa; Arthropoda; Insecta; Ephemeroptera; Baetidae
Product: active breakpoint cluster region-related protein-like
Exons: 5
Coding region: 150-947 (265 amino acids)
Biological process (GO): positive regulation of GTPase activity; signal transduction
Cellular component (GO): membrane
Molecular function (GO): GTPase activator activity
Source: RefSeq, a predicted model, not a curated record